Dromiciops gliroides (monito del monte) is the source of this 5105-nucleotide messenger RNA. RefSeq names its product tenascin N (gene TNN). The transcript has 18 exons. NCBI's taxonomy places the organism in Eukaryota, Metazoa, Chordata, Mammalia, Microbiotheria, Microbiotheriidae. Bases 1 to 3906 code for a protein of 1301 amino acids. The record is from RefSeq and is a predicted model, not a curated record. Gene Ontology annotation, molecular function: protein binding.
AUGGCUUUCUACCAUAUAUUUCAUUUCCCUUUGGGGCUCCUGCUCUGGCCCAUACUACAGACAGCAUCAGCCCCAGCGACUCCUGACCCUCCCAUGUGCAGCAAUCAAGAGAAGCAAGUGAUGUUUAGCCACACCUACAAGAUCGAUGUACCGAAGUCCUCCCUGAUCCAGGUGGAGGCUGAUCCUGAACCUCUCAGAGAUGAUGGGGGAAGGCUGCUCCUCCCUGGGGAGGCCAGCGAAGAACAGAACAUCAUCUUCCGGCACAAUAUCCGCCUUCAGACCCCAAGGGGAGACUGUGAAUUGUCAGGCAGCUUCCAGGACCUGCUGACCCGGGUGAAGAAGCUGGAGGAAGAGAUGGCAGAGAUGAAGGAGAAGUGUGGUACCCAGCAGUGCUGCCAGGGAGCUCCAGGUCUCAGCAACCUCUGCAGUGGGCAUGGAAUUUUCACCCAAGACACUUGCGGGUGCAGGUGUGAUGAAGGCUGGGAAGGCCCUGACUGUUCCCUCCCCAGCUGUCCCGGGGGGUGCAGUGGCCACGGGCGCUGUGUGGAUGGCCGAUGCAUUUGUGAUGAGCCCUACAUUGGUGAGGACUGUAGCUACCUGCCCUGCCCUGAGAACUGCAGUGGGAAUGGAGUCUGUGUGAGGGGGGUCUGCCAGUGCCAUGAGGAUUUCACGUCGGAGGACUGCAGCGAGAAGAGAUGUCCCAAUGACUGCAGCGGCCACGGCUUCUGUGACACAGGGGAGUGUUACUGUGAGGAGGGCUUCAGCGGCCUGGACUGCUCCCAGGUUCCUGCUCCCCAGAGUCUGCAGCUACUCAAAAGCACUGAGGACUCUCUGCUGGUGAACUGGGAGCCAGAAAUGAACGUAGACCAUUACCUGCUCAGCUACUAUCCCUUGGGGAUGGAUACUUCAAUGAAGCAGAUUAAAGUCCCCAAAGAUCAGUCAAGUUAUGAGAUUCUCGGCCUGCAGCCCAGCACCAAAUACAUUAUCACCUUACGCAAUGUGAAGAAAGGAACUUCCAGUAACCCACAGCAUCUGCUGGCCUCUACAGAUGUGUCUGUGAUUGGCGCUGGUUGGGUGACUGAUGAGACAGAGUACUCCCUGGACGUGGAAUGGGAGAACCCUCCUGUGGAUGUCGAUUAUUACAAACUCAGAUAUGGUACUUUACAAGGGCAGGAACUGGAGGAGGUGACAGUGCCCAAGAGCAGUGACCCCAAGAGCAGAUACGAUAUCACAGGUCUGCAGCCUGGGACUGAGUACAAGAUCACUGUGGUACCCAUAAGAGAUGGGCUGGAAGGCAAACCAAUUUCCCUGAAUGGCAAGACUGGGAUUGACAGUCCCACCAACGUGGUGACUGAUAGAGUGACGGAGGAUACGGCUACGGUCUCCUGGGAUCCUGUUCAGGCCCUCAUAGAUAAGUACGUGGUGCGCUACACCUCUGCUGAUGGAGAGGUCAAGUCUACGAAGGUGGGGAAGGAUAAGAGCAGCACCGUUCUGACGGGCUUGAAUCCUGGCAUGGAGUACACUGUCCAUGUAUGGGCUGAGAAGGGGAACCAAGAAAGCAAGAAAGCCAACACCAAGGCCUUGACAGAAAUCGACAGCCCAACCAAUCUGGUAACUGAACGUGUAACUGAGGAUACAGCCACCAUCUCCUGGGACCCAGUUCAGGCUGUCAUAGACAGGUACCUGGUGCGCUAUGCCUCUGCUGAUGGAGAGACCAAGGACAUGCCAGUGGAGAAAGACAAGACUACUACUCUACUAACCGGCUUGAGGCCAGGCAUGGAUUAUACUGUCUAUGUCUGGGCUGAAAAAGGGGACCAGGAGAGCAAGAAAGCCAACACCAAAGCCCCAACAGAAAUUGAUGACCCCAAGAAUCUGGUAACUGAUCGGGUGACAGAGGACACAGCCACCAUAUCCUGGAAUCCUGUCCAGGCUGUCAUAGACAGGUACAUGGUGCGCUACACCUCAGCUGAUGGAGAGACCAAUGAGAUACCAGUGGGGAAGGACGAGACCACCACUGUCCUGACAGACCUGAAGCCAGGCAUGGAUUACACUGUUUAUGUCUGGGCUGUGAAGGGGGACCGGGAGAGUAAGAAAGCCAAUACCAAAGCCCCAACAGAAAUUGAUGAUCCCAAGAACCUGAUAACUGAUCGGGUGACAGAGGACACAGCCACCAUAUCCUGGGACCCUGUCCAGGCUGUCAUAGACAAGUACGUGGUGCGCUACACCUCAGCUGAUGGAGAGACCGUGGAGAUACCAGUGGAGAAGGACAAGACUGGCACUGUCCUGACAGGCCUGAAGCCAGGCAUGGAUUACACUGUUUAUGUCUGGGCUGUGAAGGGGGACCGGGAGAGCAAGAAAGCCAACACCAAAGCCCCAACAGAAAUUGAUGACCCAAAGAAUCUGAUAACUGAUCAGGUGACAGAGGACACAGCCACCAUAUCCUGGGACCCUGUCCAGGCUGUCAUAGACAGGUACAUGGUACGCUACACCUCAGCUGAUGGGGAGACCAAGGAGAUACCAGUGGGGGAGGACAAGACCACCACCACUCUGAUGGACCUGAAGCCAGGCAUGGAUUACACUGUUUAUGUUUGGGCUGUGAAGGGGGACCGGGAGAGCAAGAAGGCCAACACAAUAGCACCAACAGAGAUUGAUAGCCCUAGAAACCUAGUUACUGAUCAAGUGACAGAGGACACAGCCACCAUAUCCUGGAACCCUGUCCAAGCUGUCAUAGACAAGUACAUGGUGCGCUACACCUCAGUUGAUGGAGAGACCAAGGAGAUACCAGUGGGGAAAGACAAGACCACCACCAUCCUGACAGACCUGAAACCAGGCAUGGAGUACACUGUUUAUGUCUGGGCUGUGAAAGAAGACCAGGAGAGCAAGAAAGCCAACACAAAAGCCCUUACAGAUAUUGACUCUCCCAGAAACCUCCGUGCAUCUGAUGUGACCCAGUCUAGUGGUGUUGUGACCUGGAUGCCACCUUCUGCUCAGAUUGAUGGCUAUAUUUUAACUUACCAAGCUCCAGAUGGCACCAGGAAGGAGGUGAAGCUUGGGCCUUGGGACCAGAGGUUUGAGCUGCAAGGUCUUGGCAUAGGAAGAAGGUAUACCGUCUCCCUGGUAGCCUUUAAGGGUGAUCGCCGGAGCAGGACAGUAUCUACUAACUUAUCCACAGUUGGGGCUCGUUUCCCCCACCCAUCUGACUGCAGUCAGGUUCAACAGAAUGGAGAUGUUGGCAGUGGCAUGUAUACCAUCUACCUGCAUGGUGAUGUCAACCAGCCCAUGCAGGUGUACUGUGACAUGGACACUGAUGGUGGCGGAUGGAUUGUAUUUCAGAGACGAAACACUGGUCAGCUGGACUUCUUCAAACGUUGGAGGAACUAUGUGGAAGGUUUUGGCGAUCCCAUGAGGGAGUUCUGGCUUGGACUUGAGAAGCUACACAAUCUUACCACUGGAACACCAGUCCGAUAUGAAGUGCGGGUAGACUUACAGACAGCAAAUGAGUCUGCUUAUGCAGUCUAUGAUUUUUUCCAAGUGGCCUCUAGCAAGGACAGAUACAAGCUGACAGUAGGGAAAUACAGAGGCACAGCAGGUGAUGCUCUGUCUUACCACAAUGGAUGGAAGUUCACCACCUUUGACAGAGACAAUGAUAUCGCUCUUAGCAACUGUGCCCUGACACAUCAUGGGGGCUGGUGGUAUAAAAACUGCCAUCUAGCAAACCCCAAUGGUCGAUAUGGGGAAACCAAGCACAGUGAGGGGGUGAACUGGGAGCCAUGGAAAGGACAUGAAUUCUCUAUCCCAUAUGUGGAGUUGAAGAUUCGCCCUCAUGGUUUCAGUGGGAGGCAAGUGCUGGGGAGGAAGAAAAGGAUGCUAUCCGGGAAGAAAAUAGUCAACAGAGGAUCCAACUGAGUAGAAGCCAGAAUGAGAAGAGAUCAGUUAAAGCCGCAUAGAUUUUUGGAUGGGGGUGGGUAGAUUACUCAAUGGCUAAACUUGAAUUAAGAUCCAAGUGGCUCUAUGGGGGAUAUGUGUGAUCUCUGCUUUCUGUUAUCUUCAGAAACCCAAUCUACAGGUACAUUCUGCCAGGCCCAAGCCAUGGGGAUUCCCCUUGCUGCUCCAUCUUUACUGAUGCAACAUCAUCUAUACUUAGGAUUCAGUUUUUGUUUUUGUUUUUUUAAAGUGGUUGUAUAGCAUGUGAGGGGGGAAAUUAAUACCACAUUGGCAAGGAUGCUCAACCUUACCCCCAUGACAUUCUAGUGAUAUGAGAUGGCUUGAGAAUUCUGUACAAGACAGAUCAUCUAGCUCUUCACCUAUUGGAAAGCCCCAGAAACUGCUAUUUCUUGGAUUCCCUCAGUAUAUAUUUUGUAUGUAUUUGUAUGUGCAUGUGUCACCCCAUGGAUAGAAUGUAAGUUCCUUGAGGACAGGGACUGUUUUAUUUUUCAUCUUUGUCUACCUUGUGCCUGGCUUAUAAGCAGUCACUUAAUAAAUGCUUGUUAAUAGAUUGAUUGAUAUGUCUAUCCAGUAAGACCACCCAAGGGGAAUAGAACGGUCCAACUGUGUUGGGAUUACUGGAUUUGCCGGAUUCCUGCUUUGUUUGGCAUUGGGUCCAUCAUCAUUCUUUCCCUCACUUAUAGGUGUUGUUAGGGAAAGCAAGGAAAGGAAUGGAGGGUAAAGGCUGGGAUGGAGAGGCCCCCUGAAAUGCAUAGUGAACGGGAGGUUUUUAUGAAAGCCCCCUCCUCCUAUACGCUGGAUAAUAAAGCCUUUGCUAUCCCAAGACAAUUCUUGUCUAAUCUGUAAAAUUGCUUUCAUAGAGCUGUUUGCUUGUAGAUUAGUCUGUACUCACCCAGACUUAAAAUAAUUUGUCCUAUUUUAAAAAUUGUUAUUCCAUAGAGUUUUAAGCUUCCCCCUGCUGGAUCACCCAUCAAGCUCUAACCUGACUCACUUGUCCAGACCCUUCCCUAGUGCUUGGUGCUGUUAAGUAACCCUUUGUGCCUGAGUUUUCUGAAAUUGCUUGAUAUUGUGAAGGCCAGGAAGCCUUGAUGCUUGUUAUGGGAGACUCAGAAAGGUCAGAUACUUUUGGCUUUUACCUUGCCAUUAUGCAACAUUUUCUA